This is a messenger RNA of Rhodofomes roseus, 1874 nucleotides long. RefSeq lists its product as uncharacterized. Bases 70 to 1542 code for a protein of 490 amino acids. Lineage: Eukaryota; Fungi; Basidiomycota; Agaricomycetes; Polyporales; Fomitopsidaceae. The record is from RefSeq and is a predicted model, not a curated record. The transcript is spliced from 5 exons. Gene Ontology annotation, molecular function: oxidoreductase activity.
CAAUCAACAUCUGCUCAUUGUACAGGGUGAUCCUCGAAGACAUCGCAUUGAUCAACGUCCAAGAUCGCCAUGUUCGACAGCAACCUCGACGCGCUCUUCCCCUUGCCCUCGCCCCCGCCGUCGACCAAGUGUCCCGAACGCCUUCCAGGCAUUACUCAUGAGACGAACCUCGCAGUGACCAAGACUCUCAGGGAGAACCAUGUACAGCGUCAUGCCUUCAUCAACGACCAAGGUUUCCACAAUCACAUCUCGCACCAGAUUCUCGCCGUAUACGCACUCGGUGGUGCAGCGUCUCUCUAUAAUGCGAUCUACAAGACGCAGGAGCCCAUGACGCGCCCAUACACCGCCUCGCCGAGCACCAUCACCAAGGAGACCUUCAAUGAGCACCUUGGCAAACUCAACUACUACGACGCGUACCUACUCUACUUCCAGCGUGAGCUCGAAGAGAAGGGCGCUAGUGCAACCAUCGAGGAGCACAUCUUCUCUCGUGCGGCGAACUUCACGGGUGAUGCCCUCACGCGCGCCAUGUUCGACCGCUUCUACGCCCGCGCCUACCACCCAUUGAUCUUCGUCGGCUAUGGUCUCGAAUUCGGCUUGUUGGGCCUCGUCGCGGAAGGUCUUGCGCAAACGGCGUGCCACCCGCUUGAGGCCACGAAGUACUUCACCGCGUCUGAGUUCGCAGCCCUCUCGGAGGCAGGGUCGAGCGCCGUCGCGCAAGUGACCGAAAAACUCUCCAACCUCCUCCUGAACAGUUCUGCGCCCGCCGUGCCACCGAAGACCAGCCUAGGCGUGCACGCCUUCGACAUCGCGGCGCGCAUUCUGAAGGACGACCGCUUCAGUGCGGCGAAGCUCGGCCUGAAGCCGCACUUGGACCCCGCGGGCGCUAUCGCGCACUACGAGAAGGUUGCGGACGUGCUUAGCGCAGACCUCCUUGUGAUGACAGAGGAGUGGCUGCCCGUCGGCGCAGACCUCGACCAGAAGAUUGAGGAGCUGAGUUGGCUGUGCACCUUGCUGUACGGCGUCACCGGCUGGAGCGCCAACAACGACUUCAACGCUGACUUCUUCAUUAUGCAUGUCCUGACCUCGAGCCUCUUCCUUCCCUCGUUUGUGGAGUACCUCUCCCCAAGCUCGAGCGUCCUCCUCUUGCGCAAGCAUUUUAUCACCGGCGUGUCCUGGUGGAUCGCACGGGGACGGCCCUCCCUCAACAUCAAGGAGUUCUACGCUGGCACGUCGCCCGACGCCACCUUGGAGCCGGCGGUCCCGAAGCCGUCCCUCGCCCCCGCGGGCACGACGCCGAACCCGUGGCUCGCGCUCGUCGAGCGCGCUAUUGUGCACCCCGACGACCAUGUCGUGAAGGUGCAACGUGCGCUGCUGCACUACUCGAAGGCGUACGGCGGGCGCGGCCGCGGCACGUUUGAGGACACUGCGCUCGAGGGUGCGGAGGUCGUGGAUGGGACCCUAUUCGUGAGGGUCGCGCAGUUGACGGCGAAGCGCAUGGGCGUGGAGGGCACGUUCUGGGAUUUCAAGGGCUUCUUUGUCUAGGUGAGCUGGGUUCGCUCGCUGUCUGUAUCGCUGACGAUAGCUGUAUUACUGUCCAGUGAGGUUGCGUGUAACCCCCACUUACGUCUUUGAUUGUAAUGAUAUGAGUUAUUCUCUGAUCACGAUGGGAUGGCUCCAUCGCGGAAGCAGCUGUAGGGUACGAGCAGGAACUGAGAGCGUCGAUGGGCUCAGAUUGCUCGUUCCUUUCGCAGCCGUAUGAAUACGCGACAACCCGAAGCCGGAGUAGGAGUUCCGCCACAAAUUCAUCUUGAUCGCUGCAAUCAUACUCUAUGCAUAUGCCCGACUCAUGCGACAGUCGAAACCGCAGCACAGAG